AUGGCACCUAGAAUCGUCGUCGUCGGAGGUGGCUUGUCUGGCUUGAGUGCUGCGCACACAGUCUACCUCGCUGGCGGGAACGUCGUUGUCCUUGAUAAACAAGGUUUCUUUGGAGGCAACUCCACCAAGGCCACCUCUGGAAUCAAUGGUGCUCUUACCCGGACACAAGUCGACUGCGGCAUCCAAGAUAGCGUCAAGCAAUUCUACGAUGACACCCUGAAGUCUGCAAGAGAUAAGGCGAGACCGGAUCUGAUCAAGGUCCUGACAUACAAGUCCGCUGCUGCUGUUGAGUGGCUUCAGGAUGUCUUCAACCUGGAUUUGACUCUUGUCUCACGGUUAGGUGGCCACUCACAACCAAGAACUCACAGAGGGCACGAUGCCAAGUUCCCUGGAAUGGCAAUCACAUAUGCGUUGAUGCAACGCCUAGAGGAGCUCGCCGAGACCGAACCCGAGCGAGUGCAAAUCAUCAAGAAGGCCCGUGUAACUGGCCUCAACAAGGAGGGAAACAAGAUUACCGGUGUCAAAUAUGAGCACAACGGAGAGGGCUGCUCUGUCGACGGACCAGUCAUUCUCGCAACCGGUGGCUAUGCUGCUGAUUUCACAGAGACCUCCCUUCUCAAGAAGCACAGACCCGAUACAUUCCAUCUCUCAUCCACCAACGGUGUCCAUGCCACCGGUGAUGGACAGAAGAUGGUUAUGGCCAUUGGAGGCAAUGGCAUUGAUAUGGACAAGGUCCAGGUCCAUCCUACCGGUCUCGUUGACCCCAAGGAUCCUGACUCCAAGUGGAAGUUCUUAGCCGCUGAGGCUCUCCGUGGUGAAGGUGGUAUCCUCCUGAACGCCGAUGGUGACCGAUUCUGCGACGACCUCGGCCACAGAGAUUACGUCUCAGGAAUGAUGUGGAAGGAGAAGGAGAAGGGCAAGUUCCCCAUCCGUCUCGUCCUCAACUCAAAGGCCUCAACCGCCCUCGAUUUCCACACCCGUCAUUACUCCGGCCGUGGCCUGAUGAAGAAGAUGACCGGCCACGAACUCGCCAAGGAGAUUGGCUGCACACCAGAGCAUCUCCAAAAGUCCUUCACCACGUACAACGACAUCGCCGACGGAAAGAUCAAGGACCCAUGGGGCAAGAAGUUCUUCCACAACGGCCCUCUAGACAUCAAUGAUGACUACCACGUCUCUGUCAUGGAGCCCGUCCUCCAUUUCACCAUGGGCGGCAUCGAGAUCAACGACAAGGCCGAGAUUCUCAACUCGGAAGGCAAGCCCUUCGAGGGCCUAUACGCCUGCGGUGAACUCGCGGGUGGUGUCCACGGCGCCAACCGUCUCGGUGGUUCAUCCCUCCUUGGUUGCGUCGUCUACGGCCGUGUCUCCGGCGAGACAGCAAGCAACUACCUCUUCCAGAAUGCGCUCAAGGGCAGCGCCGGCGGUGCCUCGCAACGUCUCGGCCAAAUCUCCCUGCACCUCGACCCCUCGCAACCGGGUAAGAUGACAGUUGAGUGGGAUACCCAAGGCUCCUCCUCAGGCGGCGGAUCCCAACAAGCUAUCUCGGCCGCACCUGCGUCUGGAAAUACCGCAGGCGCCAGCGUCAAGCCAGCGGCGUUCCAGAUCCCCGAGAAAGAAUUCACCAUGGAGGAGGUAGCCAAGCACAACACGAAGGAGGACCUAUGGGUCGUAGUCAAGGGCGUGGUGAUGGACCUGUCGAACUGGCUCGAGGAGCACCCAGGCGGACCCCAGGCGAUCAUGAACUUCAUGGGCCGGGACGCCACCGAGGAGUUCGAGAUGUUGCACGACGACGAGGUUAUCCCCAAGUAUGCUCCCGAUCAGGUUAUCGGACGGGUCAAGGGACAAAAAGUUACAUUGGAGCUUUAG
Molecule: messenger RNA, 1863 nt
Organism: Venustampulla echinocandica
Lineage: Eukaryota; Fungi; Ascomycota; Leotiomycetes; Helotiales; Pleuroascaceae
Exons: 4
Coding region: 1-1863 (620 amino acids)
Molecular function (GO): oxidoreductase activity; FMN binding
Source: RefSeq, a predicted model, not a curated record